UACUGGCAUACCCACUAAGGGAUAUUUUGAAACUUUGGGAUAAAAAGUUUCGUUUUGUUGUUUACAUCUGCGGAGUUUCAUUAACCACUUAAAAGGUGCUGUGUGCAUUUAAAAUGAAUAAAGAAGAUAGGGAAAACGAACUUCUAGCCUUGGAAAGCAUUCUGGAUCCUUGCUCGUUUGCCUUUAACGAAACAACCGGCCGAAUAGAUGUGUUUCCACAACUGCAAACAAACUAUAUAAAGUUGACUUCCGAGGUAAAAUCUGAGAAAUCCUGUGACGACUCCCACAAUAAAGAACAUUUUGUAAGUUUCCUGCCACCAAUACAACUUAACUUUGCAUUAUCUGAUGGCUACCCUUCUGAUGAACCACCACAAUUCAACUUAUCCUGCGUAUGGCUUUCUCCAUCUCAGGAAGAAGGUAAUGUGAUUCUGUACGAGUGGUUCCAAUUUCUUCAGGAUGAUUCCCUUUCUAUUCUUGGAAUAAAUGACAACUUACAUAUUUGUGAUGAGUUUGAGUCUUCAUCUCAAUCUUCCACCAUUGCAUCUUCAAAACCAGGAAUAAAUAAACCUUGUAAACGGGGCUUACAAACUGCUCAUAGUUAUGCCGAAAUAUUGCCAACAUUGCUCAACUAUGAUCAACAAAAACAGCAAGAAAUUUUUUUCACAUCAGUAUUUUCUUGCAAUAUUUGUUUUGUAGACAAAAAAGGAACUGACUGCUUACAGUUUAAAGAUUGUGGACACGUAUAUUGCAAACAAUGUAUUACUUCUUACUUUGAAAUUCAUAUAUCUGAGGGUACAAUCACUAGUUUAAUUUGUCCAGAACCAGACUGUGAUACAACUGCAUUGCCAAAUCAGGUAAAAGAAGCUGUGAAUAAAGACUUGUAUGAAAGGUAUGAAAAGCUCCUUUUACAAACCACUCUUGACACAAUGACGGAUAUUGUAUUUUGUCCGCUCAUGCAUUGUCAGUCGGCAGUGAUCAUUGAACCUGAAGCUUCGAUUGGCCAAUGUCCGUCUUGUGCAUAUGCAUUCUGUGUUCAUUGCAAACUGGCAUAUCAUGGCGUUAGUCCAUGCAAAAUCGCUUCACAUGAAAUUAUCAAGUUAUGUAAGGAGUACGAAUCUGCAAAUGAAGAAAAGAAGAAACAGAUGGAGAAAAAAUAUGGAAGGAAAGUUCUUUGUAAAGCUUUGGAUGACCGAGCAACACAAGCAUGGAUGAAUAACAACACUAAACCGUGUCCAGGGUGUAAUGCUUCAAUAGAGAAACUUGACGGCUGUAACAAAAUGACGUGCUACAAAUGUAGGGCGUAUUUUUGUUGGAUCUGUAUGCAUGUUUUGGACUGUGCAAACCCAUAUCGUCACUAUAACAAUAUUGGCAGUCCGUGUAAUAAUCGUUUGUUUGAGGGAAUUGAUCCUGAAGACCAAGAAUUUUUUAUGUAUUAUUAAGAUUCUCUAUCAUUAGUAAAAUGCAUUAUAUUAUUUGAUGAGCCAAAGUGAUCGUUUAUUUACCAGUUCUUUAAAAUGUUGUUUUUAUUUAUCCUAAGCUGUUGUCUUUGCUUACUAUAUUUAAUGUUUCAAUUGCUUAAUUUUGUUUGAGUGAGUUUAUCACGGUGCACUUACUGAUGAAUCAGUGGCAAUUACAUUGACUACUAAAUAUUGUUGUGAUAUACACAAAUCCACUUGCUUACUUCUUCCAUUUGCGUUUUUUUCAUGUGUAAAAUGUAGAGUUUCUUAAAACUGAUUUACGCAAGUAGUGAAAACGAAAAGUAUGUACAAAA
Molecule: messenger RNA, 1771 nt
Organism: Ciona intestinalis (vase tunicate)
Lineage: Eukaryota; Metazoa; Chordata; Ascidiacea; Phlebobranchia; Cionidae
Source: RefSeq, a predicted model, not a curated record